This is a messenger RNA of Nyctereutes procyonoides (raccoon dog), 2955 nucleotides long. RefSeq names its product villin 1 (gene VIL1). Lineage: Eukaryota; Metazoa; Chordata; Mammalia; Carnivora; Canidae. The transcript is spliced from 20 exons. Gene Ontology annotation, molecular function: actin filament binding; phosphatidylinositol-4,5-bisphosphate binding. The record is from RefSeq and is a predicted model, not a curated record. Gene Ontology annotation, cellular component: actin cytoskeleton; lamellipodium; cytoplasm. Gene Ontology annotation, biological process: cytoskeleton organization; actin filament severing; actin polymerization or depolymerization. The coding region runs from base 82 to 2565 and encodes 827 amino acids.
UCGAUCUCCUGCAGCCAGCUUGCCACAACUCCCUGAGACCUCCCAGGUGGCAGCUGCCUCCCCCAGACAGGCUCAUCCGCCAUGACCAGACUGACCACCCAAGUCAAAAACUCGCUCAACAUCACCACCCCCGGGGUGCAGAUAUGGAGGAUCGAGGCCAUGAAGAUGGUUCCUGUUCCUUCCAGCACCUUCGGUAGCUUCUUCGACGGUGACUGCUACAUAGUCUUGGCUAUCCACAAGACUGGCAGCAAUCUGUCCUAUGACAUCCACUACUGGAUCGGCCAGGCCUCGUCACAGGACGAGCAAGGGGCGGCUGCCAUCUACACCACACAGAUGGAUGACUUCCUGAAGGGCCGGGCCGUCCAGCACCGGGAGGUCCAGGGCAACGAGAGCGAGGCCUUCCGGGGCUACUUCAAGCAGGGCAUUGUGAUCCAGAAGGGGGGUGUGGCUUCCGGCAUGAAGCAAGUGGAGACCAACUCCUACGAGAUCCAGCGGCUGCUGCAUGUCAAGGGCAAGAGGAACGUGGUGGCCGGAGAGGUGGAGCUGGCUUGGAAGAGUUUCAACCGCGGGGAUGUUUUCCUCCUGGACCUGGGGAAGCUCAUUAUCCAGUGGAACGGACCGGAGAGCAACCGCAUGGAGAGACUCAGGGGCAUGACCCUGGCCAAGGACAUCCGAGACCAGGAGCGUGGCGGGCGGACCUACGUGGCGGUGGUGGAGGGGGACAACGAGAAGGCCACCCCGCAGCUGAUGGAGAUCAUGAACCACGUGCUGGGCCCGCGCGGCACCCUGAGGGCGGCGGUGCCGGACAACGAGGUGGAGCCGGCGGUCAAGGCCGCCCUCAAGCUGUACCACGUGUCGGACGCAGAGGGAAAGCUGGUGGUGCGAGAAGUCGCCACGAGGCCCCUCACCCAAGACCUGCUCAGCCACGAGGACUGUUAUAUCCUGGACCAGGGGGGCCUGAAGAUCUACGUGUGGAAGGGGAAGAGGGCCAACGCCCAGGAGAAGACGGGAGCCAUGAACCAGGCACUGAACUUUAUCAAAGCAAAGCAGUACCCGCCCAGCACACAGGUGGAGGUGCAGAAUGAUGGGGCCGAGUCAGCUGUGUUCCAGCAGCUCUUCCAGAAAUGGACCCUGCCCAAUCGGACUUCAGGCCUGGGCAAAACCCACACCGUGGGCUCCGUGGCCAAGGUGGAGCAAGUGAAGUUUGAUGCCACAUCCAUGCAUGUCCAGCCUCAGGUGGCUGCCCAGAAGAAGAUGGUGGACGACGGGAGCGGGGAGGUGCAGGUGUGGCGCAUUGAGAACCUGGAGCUGGUGCCGGUGGAGUCCAAGUGGCUAGGCCACUUCUACGGGGGUGACUGCUACCUGCUGCUCUACACCUACCUCAUUGGCGAGAAGAAGAACUACUUGCUCUACAUUUGGCAGGGUAGCCAGGCCAGCCAGGAUGAAAUAACAGCCUCUGCCUAUCAAGCCGUCACCCUAGACCAGAAGUACAACAACGAACCGGUCCAGAUCCGGGUCCCGAUGGGCAAGGAGCCACCACACCUCAUGGCCAUCUUCAAGGGACAAAUGGUGGUUUACCAGGGAGGCACCUCCCGGGCCAACACACAGGAGCCAGUGCCCUCCACACGGCUGUUCCAGGUCCAGGGAACCAGCGCCAACAACACCAAGGCCUUUGAGGUCCAGCCCCGGGCCAGCUCCCUCAACUCCAAUGACGUCUUCAUCCUUAAGACCCAGUCCUGCUGCUACCUGUGGUGCGGGAAGGGCUGCAGUGGGGAUGAGCGGGAGAUGGCCAAGAUGGUUGCUGACACCAUCUCCCGGACAGAGAAGCAAGUGGUGGUGGAAGGGCAGGAGCCGGCCAACUUCUGGGUAGCCCUGGGUGGAAAGGCUCCCUAUGCCAACACCAAGAGAUUGCAGGAGGAAACCCUGGCCAUCACGCCCCGGCUCUUUGAAUGUUCCAACCAGACCGGGCGCUUCCUGGCCACAGAAAUCCCCGACUUCAAUCAAGAUGACCUGGAAGAGGACGAUGUGUUCCUGCUAGAUGUCUGGGACCAGGUCUUCUUCUGGAUCGGGAAGCAUGCCAACGAGGAGGAGAAGAGAGCCGCAGCCGUCACGGCACAGGAGUAUCUCAAGACCCACCCCAGCGGCCGUGACCCCGACACCCCCAUCAUCGUGGUGAAGCAGGGAUACGAGCCCUCCACCUUCACCGGCUGGUUCCUGGCGUGGGAUCCCUUCAAGUGGAGUAACACCAAAUCCUAUGAGGACCUGAAGGCGGAGCUCCAAAGCCCUGAGGACUGGAGCCAGAUCACUGAUGAGAUCACCAAACCUAAGCCGAACAUGUUCACGGCUAACACCAGCCUCAUUUCUGGGCCUCUACCCAUCUUUCCCCUGGAGCAGCUGGUGAACAAGUCUGUGGAGGAGCUCCCUGAGGGUGUAGACCCCAGUAGGAAGGAGGAGCACCUGUCUGUCGAGGAUUUCACCAAGGUCUUGGGAAUGACACCCACGGCCUUCUCUGCCCUCCCUAAAUGGAAGCAACAAAACCUCAAGAAAGAAAAAGGCCUGUUUUGAGAAGCAGGAAUGGUUGUGGUUGGAGAGCAGUCCCCUAUCUUGUUUGCGGUUUCAUUGUUUUCAUGACUGGCCUAUUAGUCCUGUACUAAUUGAAGUGAAAUUUUACCUGUGAGUGGCUGUCUGUGGCACUGCCACUUUUAUUUAGUAACCUAGCUAUACUUCCAGAAUGAUACCUCCCUAAGAAGACUAUGGUCUCAAUUUCAGCUAAGAAGCUGGUCACAUUGUUUCGAUCCUGGGUGUUAACAUCACUUUAAUCAUCCUGUUCAGACUUUUCCCUUCUUGGAAGAGCAAACACUCCACAAAACAUUUGAAUUCUGAGGGUCCCUUGGUCUUCCUCUCUUGUGGCUAAUUUAUAUCUAAGAAGAGUGGAUUGAAGCUUUUGCAGUUUUA